AGCAAGUAUUUCAGUGACGCCAGCACACCCAGCAGGGUCCACCGUGUCAUAACUGAGUUGGACCACGAUAGUCAGUUGUAAACAGCUGGUUAGUGGCUCUUAAAACAGCUUUCUCGGUACAAUUUAUGGAUGUUGCAAAGUACCAUCUUUGUGAAGUAUUGCAAAGUCGUAAAGCAAUUGUGGAUUUCCUACUUCUGAGGUUCAGUGAAUGCAGCAUUUGAUUUUCUGCUGCCCCUGAAUGAACUCAGAUUUUCGCAUUAGUUGAACAUUAACUGCAGAUUAAAACCUAAAACAAAAGAAGAAGCAGCUCAUAUUUCCGGGUUGGACUUCGUACCCGGAGGAGCAGCAGCCAUGGCGGAGCCGCCCGUGGUCAUCUGGGAGCAGGAGGUCAGAAGUCUGCUGCACUACCGAGAUCUGAUCCCAAGCCUAGAGGUCGCGUUGGGGAAGUUCUCCAGCCGUGACAGUGCGGAGGUGAUCCAGCCUGUACGAAGCACGAUUCCCUUGCAGAAACACAGCGGCUUCAUGGGGCUGAUGCCUACAUACAUGGAGAGGGAUGGGAUCCUGACCACCAAGUUUGUGUGUUUCUACAAGAGGCAGGAGGGCUCAGCUCUACCAGCUGUUCAAGCCUCAGUGGUGCUGCUGGAUCCAGAGAAUGGCAACCUAAAGGCUGUCAUGGAUGGAGAGGUCAUCACAGCCACGAGGACCGCUGCAGUCUCCGCCAUCUCUGCUAAGCUGCUGAUGCGUCCUGGUGCAGAAGUUCUGGCCAUCCUGGGGACCGGCAAGCAGGCCCAGAGUCAUUAUACUGUCUUCACAGAGAUGUUUUCUUUUAAAGAGGUUCGAGUGUGGAGUCGAAUGAGAGAAGGAGUGGAAAGGUUCAUCCAAUCAGUUGGAGGUCCUGUGAAGGGAUGCGCCUCAGUGGAGGAGGCGGUGAGGGGAGCUGACGUCAUCGUGACAGUAACCGGGUCCACAGAGCCGGUGCUGUACAGCCAGUGGAUCACACCGGGAGCUCACGUGGCAGCGGUCGGGGCUUGUAGACCCGACUGGCGGGAGCUGGACGAUGUGUUGAUGAAGGACGCCAUUGUGUACGUGGACAGCAGAGAGGGGGCGAUGACUGAGUCUGGUGACAUCAUCCUCUCUGGGGCUGAGGUGUUUGCAGAGCUUGGAGAUGUUAUCAACGGAUCUAAAGCUGCUCACAGAGAGAGAACCACCGUGUUCAAGUCUCUUGGAAUGGGAGUGGAAGAUGCAGUGUCUGCUCAGCUGGUAUUUGACCAAUGGAAAGACAAAAAAUAAGGAUCCUGCUUUAUCUCGGAUUCGUUUUGUUGGACAAAGAUGGUCAAAACUGAACAGAUCUUGUGCGUUUGUCAGUCCUUUUACGUUGUACGACAACUAAAACACAACCAGGUGGAUAACCAGGUCUUACCGUGGCACAGAAAGAGAAAUCACGGCUAUGAAAGAAUGACAUCUCUGAGAGAGUUUUACCAAUCGAUCACAAACCCAUUGGUCACUUUAGAUUAAAAGUCCAACCUGAAGUCA
Messenger RNA from Nothobranchius furzeri (turquoise killifish), 1533 nucleotides. It is a transcript of the gene crym, whose product is annotated as crystallin, mu. Gene Ontology annotation, molecular function: thyroid hormone binding. Gene Ontology annotation, cellular component: cytoplasm. The record is from RefSeq and is a predicted model, not a curated record. Lineage: Eukaryota; Metazoa; Chordata; Actinopteri; Cyprinodontiformes; Nothobranchiidae. Gene Ontology annotation, biological process: thyroid hormone metabolic process.